Molecule: messenger RNA, 2927 nt
Organism: Apis cerana (Asiatic honeybee)
Lineage: Eukaryota; Metazoa; Arthropoda; Insecta; Hymenoptera; Apidae
Product: synaptic vesicle glycoprotein 2C
Biological process (GO): transmembrane transport
Cellular component (GO): membrane
Molecular function (GO): transmembrane transporter activity
Source: RefSeq, a predicted model, not a curated record
UAAUAAUCGUUGAAAAAGAGAAAGAAAAAGAAAGAAAUAAAAUUUAUAUAACUUAUGUUUCGGAAAACUAAAUAUAUAAUUUUUUAUGUGUACGCAUAUCCUGAAUCAUAUAUUUGCGUAUAUAAAUGAAGAAUUUCAAAGUUGAAAUCUCGAAAAGAUGUGUGCGUCACUUGUGUUACGAACAAACAAUACAAACAAAUGGAAAAUCAUUUUCGCACGUGGGUAUUCGUCGGCGGGAAAAGUAGGGGAGGCGAUUUUCGAUUCGACGAAUCGGAACUGUCGUUCAUUGGUGACCGAUCGUGCAAGCGCAUGGCAAUAUUUAAAGCGACACGAACGUGGAUCGCGGGAACGUUUUCCAUGGGCAUUGACUGACAAACAGACAAGUUUCUGCCUGCUUUCCAUCAACCAACAGUCUUUGCUCGGACAUUUGACGGAAAGGAAGACGAGUGUUCCAAUCCAUAUUGGCUAUAUUGUGAAACGUGAUCGCUAUGGUUAACAGUAUUAAUUCUUUGUCUUUUUCUGGCGUUGAGAAUAAUGGAGGCAAAGAAGGAGCUGCAGAUUUCGAAAAAGCAAUUAAAAUGUGUGGGUACGGAAGAUUUCACUAUGGCUUUCUACUUCUCUGCGGAGCAAUGUUCCUUUGUGUUGGUUGCCAAAACGGUAUAAAUGCAUAUAUCUUGCCAUCCGCAGAAUGUGAUCUUAAUUUGACUUCUGAACAAAAAGGUCUUCUGAACGUCUCCUUUCUCUUAGGAGGAGUUAUAAGUUCCCUUUUCUGGGGAAUAUUCGCAGAUGCCUACGGAAGGAGAUAUAUUCUUCUCCUUACUUUAUUAAGCGACAGUAUUUUAUCAAUUGGAGGAAGUUUCUCUCAAAGUUUUAAAGUGCUGUUAAUUUUCAGAGGUCUCAAUGGAUUUUUUAUCGGUGCUCCUGGAUCACUAGUCUAUACGUAUCUUGGCGAGUUUCAUGCACAGAAACAAAGAGCAAAAGCUAUUUGUUACGUUGGAUUCUUUUGGACUCUAUCAUGGUUAAUAUUACCCGGUUUGGCCUGGAUCAUUAUACCGCUGCCAAUGUCCUUUCAAUUGAACGGAAUAUUAUAUAAUUCUUGGCGACUUUUCUUGGCCGUUAUUGGAAUACCAACGCUAAUGGUAGCUUUUGUCGCAAGCAGAUAUCCCGAGAGCCCAAAAUUUUUGGUUUCUCAGGGAAAAACGGAGGAAGCAUUGACAAUUUUACGAAAAAUCUAUGCGAUAAACAGUGGUUGUGACGAGGAUGAAUAUCCAAUAAAAAUCUUAUUAUCUGACGAUACAUUGAAUAUUAAUAAUCGUAAAACAUCAUUCUCCGCGUCUAGAAUAUUAAUGGAAUUAUUGAAAAAUAUUUGGCAACAAGCACGUUCGCUUGCAUCACCACCACUUUUGAAAUAUGCGCUUCUCUGUUGGACCAUUUACUUCGCAAAUAUGUUCGGUUAUUAUGGAUUCGGUUUAUGGUUGCCGGAAUUGUUUAAUCGUUUCGAAAAUUAUCAUAAAUUAUUUCCGGAACAAAGUGUAAGCGUCUGUAAAUUGAUCCACGAGACUGAUCUACAAACAGUGAAAAACGUUUUAAUUAAUUCAACCGACGUGGAUAAUUGUUCUCCUAACAUGGAUCAAAUGGUUUUUAUCAAUUCAUUGACGAUUAAUGCAUUUUGCUUAUUGGGCAACAUCAUGUCCGGUUUUUUGGCAAACCGUGUUGGUCGGCGAACGAUUCCAGUAACAACUAUGUUGUUAGCUGGUAUUUUCGGUUUUGCGAUAUAUUUUGUCCAAUCUUCCCUGCAAAUUCUCAUGGUGAGCUGCAUGUUCUCGUUGAUGAUAGGCACAGCGAAUUUCGUCAUUAGCAGUAUAGUAGUUGACAUAUUUCCAACGCAUGUAGGCGCUGUUGCGAUUUGUAUGAUGACCUGUUUCGGAAGAAUCGGCGCCAUAGCUAGUAAUUUAACUUUUGGAAUGUUGCUCGACAUCAGUUGCGAGGUGCCAAUCUUUUUAGUCGGUAGCAUAGUGAUCCUUGGAGGAUUAUUAGGACUGUUUCUCUCAAAGAAAAGAAGUUGAAUAUUUUCUGGUAAGAGAACGCAAGAAACGAGAAUAGAGAUUACGCUUAUUACAACGUAUGACAUUUAAUCAUUCCAUAUUUUAUUAAUAAAUUAUAUCAUUCAAAAAGUCAGUAUUUUUAUAAACAUCAAUGAAAGACAUAGGAUUUUGUAUAAAAAAAUAAAUAAUAGCUAUUUUAUGAAAGAUAGCAUUGAAUUGUCUUUCCUUGAAUUCAUAUAGAACUUCACAAUUUAUGUACAUGAACAUUAUUUACAUAUAUAUUUAAAUAAUUAUGUGAAUUAGAUCACAUGAAUAGUAUUUUAUCAAUUCAUUAUUGAGUAUUAGAUAAUAUCUUUUGCAUAAAUAUGUUUACGAUCAUAUUAUUUGUUAGUAUCAUAUGUUUUAUUAAUCAUUUAUAAUUAUUUCUCUAUAAGAUAUAAAAAUUAUUCUAUUAAAAAUUUUUAAUUUCUUAUAAAUGUUUCAAAAGUUUACAACUGUUCGAAAUGAAAAAAAUGAAAAUUAUUUAUUUCAAAAAUGAGAAAUAUUAAUUUAUAAAUUUUAAUUAAAUGUCAGUUUUAUAAUUUAACAAAUUUUAUUUUUAUAAAUUUAUAAUAAGAAUUUUUUAAUAUAUCUAAUAGGAAUUUAAAAUUCUUGUUUAAAUCUAAAUUUUUAAAUUCAAAAGUUUCGUUAUAAGAAAUUUAUAAUUAUUUUCUAAAACCUAUUUGUUUUGUAAAUGAAAUAUUAUUGUACGUAUGCGUGAUAUAGAUGCAUAAAUCAGAUAUGUAAAAUAUUUUUUGAUCGUGUAAAUACGAAUGUUGUAUAAAUAAAUGAAAAAUUCAAAUUAUACAUACAGAAAGAUAAAAAAAUUUUUUAAACAAAUUA